AUGGCUGGAUCUUUUCUCAGACAAGUCAAGAAAACUCCAGAGGUAAGGGUUUCCGUUUUUAUGAGGUUUUAAAAAUUUUAUUCCAAAUCGUGCAGUCUGACACGAGCCACAUGUUCAACUGCGUUUACUGAAAACGGAAGAAAUUUCUAAAUUUUGUUUCAUUUUGAUUCAAAGAGAACUCGACAGUUUUAACUGUUUAUUUCAAACCUUGUCUAAAUUUUCGCAAAUAUGAUGGUAGAGGGGAAAAUGCAGAGGGAAAAUGCAAAAGAAAUAUAACCAAAAUUUUCAUCUUGUGACUGAUUGCUCAGAAAAUUGGUAAUUUUUCAAAUUUUUGCAAACCCUGCAUAUUUAAUGGCUUACUUUUUGUUAUUGCUGCCCAAGACAUUUUUAGCUUUCCUAUGCAUUUAGCAACAGUCAACAUGCUCUUUUGAAACGCUCGACUUAAAAUGACUCAUAAGAACACCCGCGGGGCUUAACAUACCGCCUUGACAUUGCCAUUACAAUUUCUGUCCCUUUUUCAUAAUACCCCACUUUCCAAUCCCAACGCAGAAGUAUUUCGAAUUUUUGAAUGAAAAUAUGACCAAAUCCUAACAAUCGGCGUCCUGUAAAAGAUUUUCUCAGCAGAGGAAUUUUUCUUUUUUACUGCAUAUAAAUCUCGAGCUUAUUUAUAAAGCCUGUAUGAAUACUUUUGCAGAUUGCUCCCCUGGUCCUGAUCGUAAGUGGAGCUUGUGUUGGUGCUAUUGGUAUGACGAUAAGAGCUGCUAUGAGGAAUCCAGACGCUAGGUAUGUAUUUGAAAAUUAUUUUUAAAAACUGAGAUCAAAACGUUCGAUCAUGACUCUCAGUGCAGUAUUUAAAAAGUCACGAACAAAUUUGCGACAUCGGCGCGUGAUGGAAUUAUUUCCUUUUGCAAUAUUCUUUACUUCCUCAUCACGUUUGUCAUAUAAUAUGGGUAGAAAAAAGAAGGAUUGCAACUUUUUUGUUCAUAUUGUCUAUAAAUAUCCUGUUAGUUUCGGUAUGGGGCGUGAUUGUUGUCACGCGAUUUCACCCGCUUCAAUGAGGUCAUGACGACACAAGCGGACGCUCGAUUUUUUUAAUUCUCUUCGCCGGUACCUUUUAAAAUGAUUAAUGAGGUGCCAUAAAAUCCUGAGGUUUCAAAGAAUGAGAUCUGUUUAAUAGAGAAAAUAAUCAAAAGAAACCGCUUUACCAUUUUAACCGACGCGUGUUGAAAUGCAUGCGUGUGGAUGUCCUCAAUGCAAAUUAUUUAUAAUUUGACGUCAAUAUUCACUUUAACAAUGGUCACGUAUUGUCCUUCGUUAUUUGUUGAUGUCACGCAUACUUACGCGGAAGUCCAAAGGACAUCUGCCCCACGCACAGCGUAACUUUUUUCGUCCAUAUUUUAGCUUAAAACGCCCCAGUUUAAAAAUGGCUGGCAUUUUUCUGAAAGGGUCCAUAAAGUUUUCCCCAGUUUUCAAAUGGUAGGCAAAUGGGUCCAUAAAGAGCCAAAUGCUCUGCUAUCUAAUAAUUUAUUUCUUCACUGAUUGCACCCUAAUGGGAUUUUAAGCUGAAAUAUAUACAGAAACUCCAAAACAAAAUCAGAGGAUGACAAUAAAUUAUUAUUAGUAUAGGCAGAACGUAUGGAAAUCUCAUUUAGCAAGAAUAAAAACUAUUGGAUUACAUCCUUUUUAGGCUGAGAAAAUGUGAGUGUUUCUUGGUAUUUGGGGAAAUAUUGUCUGUUAGAAAUAUACAUUCUUGUGGUUUCAAUUUAACAGUUAAGAUCUUGCACAGCCUCUAGUAGCUUAUUAGAUGAUAUCUUAAUUCUUUUGAUAUUACCUUACAGUUGGGACAGAGCAAAUAACCAACAUCCUUGGCUUAAAAUCAAGCCCAACGAACAAGUAAAGGUUAGUAGUAAAUAGAUUUGGGCCGCUUCUCACUUUCCUUUAACCUUAUUUUCUCUAAUUUUCUAUUUCAGCUCUUUUUCAGAAAAUUAUUACUACGAGUUACAACCCAGUUAAGUCGAAGUUAAAUUUACUAGAUUGUUUUUUAUUAGCAUUUCAUUUAAACAAAGAGGCUGGUAGUCUGCCUGCAGCAACCUAAGAUCAGUUAUUUUUGUUUCGAAUUAUCCCAUUGAGUAACUUAUAGUGUGACUGAAGUCAAAGAGAAUAUGCAAGAGCUGGUAAAAUAAUUUAGCCUGAUCUCAGGUUAACUAGUUUGCAAUAGUUGUUUGUUUUGCCUGAUAAAACAAAUCAUUAACAGUCGGGUGGGAGACCAUUUCAUAAGGGCUUAUAAUAAUAAUAACAAGAAGAAUAAUAAGAAUAAAGAUAAGCAGGUGUGGAUCCACACCUGUUACCACCAUUUUACAGACUGAUCAGUCAGAUACUUCAUAAUAAAUACAUAGAUUAAUAAAAUGUUCAAGAUUUAAUCCAGUUCCAUCAGUCUCCUUGUAUUCUGCUCUAGUUCAACUAUUGAGCACUCUUAUAGUUGAUGAGGACAUCACUCUGGUACUUUGGUUGAUUAACCAAAAAAUAUUUUUCAAGUUGAAAUCUGGAAAAUGGUGGGAGCUAAAAUCCAAAACAUUUUCCAGGGGAGCAUGACCCCGGAGCCCCCUAGAAGCUUGAGUCUUCAGCCCUUGUCUGGGAAAUUAUUGGUCACUAUCCCAGAUCCAUGUCUGCUUAAGUGAGGUUAUUCUUGCUAGAAGCUUAUACCACAAGUUAAGGUAUUUUUUCAAUUAUUAUUAUUAUUAUUAUUUUUGCAACCAGCUUUUACUUUCACUCACUCUGAAUUUUAAUUUUCUCAACAGCUUUACAGUCAUUCUGACUAUUCAAAGUUUGAGAGUGACAGACCAUCAGAUCCUGGAAAAUCAGAUUGAACUGAUCCAAGAAAGAAUGAAAAUAUGACAGAUAAAAUACUGAAGACAGCCACAGUUAGGGUUUGCGAUAAUGUUAAGAAGAACAUUAUAUACUGUGCUUUUAAGUGACUAAUACAACAUACAAGUGUAUAGAACUAGCUGAGUUUAAGUUAAUUCAAGUAGUUUUUUGAAAGUAAUUAAAAUGGAAUUUAAGUAACAUAAUCCCUGCUUGCUCCUUCAUCAGCAAAGAUCUUGGGCGAUCCCGCACCUAUUUGAAAGAUUGUUUUUGAUUACCUGGGAAAACAAUAGGGAUUCUCACAUAACAAUGCCCCUAUCCCUGAAAACAAUGGAAAUGCAGAUUAAUUGGAACCAGUGAAAUAAGAGGUUUAGAACGGUGCAGGUCUACUCAAGAUCUUUGAAGGAGAGGUAUAGACACUUUCUUGAAAAACACCUACAAAUAUUUAACUAGUCAUAUUUUUUUAAGCUUAAAGAAAAUUAAAAUAAAUAAAAGUCAAUAUUAUUAAGUUAACUGACGUUGAACCAAAUAUGUUUUUGGCACACAAAUGACGAUCGUACUGUGCAUAUUUAAGAUAAACCUGCCAUUGCAUGUACAGAACUUGUGUUUUGUAACAGUUUGAAAAAGGUUGUCAAUAAUUAUUUUUCCUAAUAAUAACCUAAUAUUUAUAAUUUCAUUUUACCCUUUAUGUUCUUUAAAUAGGCCAAGUGAAGCAUGUUAACCUGUUUUUGAUCCUUGUUACAUGUUGGAACAAAUGCAUGUUUAUUGAAAUACAUGUACAAAUUUUAUGAAGCAGUACAAAAUCUUACAGUCUGUAUUAAAUACGUAUUGCAUUUAAUACAAUUUAAUAAAAAGAUAUUGAAAAAAUAGUUUGUGUUUCCAUUUUUUUGUAAAUUUCAUGUACAUAGGUACAUUUAAAAUACUUCCCACCUCAAUAUUUUUGCCAAAACAGGCCGCCAUGUUCUUUCUGUGACGCCAAUUGUACUUAGCAGCCAGGCCUUUUAAAGAAUUCUUUUACGAAACGCGAACGCCAUUUUGCUUCCUCGUCCUUUUCGAAACGGUUCAUUUUGUAGCGUGCCUGGCCAGUUAGACUGAAGAAAUGGUGUUCGCAUAUUUAAAGAAAUAUCCUGAGGUAAGAUUAGGGUUCUGUUGGGGUGAUACUUGCUGACUGUUGCGUUCUAAUGCGCAAAUUCAGUUUGUAGAUGCAUCGAUCGCCGCUGGUGGUCGCAAGUUUUCUCGUGAAAUGUUUAUAUUAAGUUAGCAUGCAAUGUUAGUUCGACCUUUUAUGCUUCUUUGGGAAAAUUCAAGUGAAGUUUUUCAAUCCAACUAUAGAAAGUGCCGUGGGCCGUUAAGCACUCGUAAAAUUUCGCACUUUUUUGUUUGUAAAAUUAGAGUUUACAGUUCAUUUACGCGGCCCAUAUUGAUAUCGGACAUUCCCUUUUUGUACUUAUCAAUCAAUACUACCCAGCUUUGAUUAUACCAAUCUUUUUAUGAUUUAUACAUUUAUUUACAGUUGUGUUAUGCAUAUAUAAUUUAUGUCAUUUAUAGAGGAUCUCUUUUUAUACCCACUAUAUUGACAUACAUUAUUCCCUAAUAUGUUAGGUGCAGUUUACAUAGGACGCCUUUACCGUGGUAAAUGAUCCUUUUACUGCGGGAAAUUGGCUUGGUGCAUGUGAUCAUACUUUCCCGGGAUAAAUUAAGCAUGGGAAAUAUCCAUGGUUAUGUCAAAGGGAAGAAAGAAACCCCCCAUGACAUUUAACAUGGUUAAUAGCUAGGGGUUUUUCGAUACCCAAGGUCAGAGAGCCAAUCCGGGGUUCUUCAUUUGACACCAACAUGAAACUGCAAAAAAAAUUCCUUUUGUUAAUGGGUUUCUUUCGUGCUGUUGUUGAGAGAAGGAUCAAUGUUGCAUGGUGGAUUUCACUUUAAAAUGAAAGUAACAGGGAAAUUUUGAGGCAAAAUUUUGAACUGGUUUGUUGGGCUAGUUAUAGGAACGAUAUUUGCCAAAAAUAUAUUUUAUUCCUGGCAUGUAAUUGAACACUGAGAUGCAGCUGAACUGUAAAAUGGAAUCUAGGGUCAAGAUUUUAAAAAAUGCUAUGUACCUUUGCUAAAUUUUCAAAUUAUAUGUAAAUUGUCAACAUAACAUGAAAUACUGCCAUGAUUGACUAAAUCGACAGCGAUUAUUACUGCAAUAGCACCAAUGAAGCCUUAAAAGCAGCUGAUUUAUCUUAGAAAUCAAUUCACAUAUAACCACGUUACCACGGUAAACUAAACCCAUGUUUAAAUUUUCCAUGGCUUCGUUAACGAGAGAAAUGCCUUUUACCAUGGUGUGUGUAACCACACGAAUUGACAUAUAGACAGUUGAAAAUCUCAUAAUAAGCACCCUUAUGAAGCAGAAAAGUAAUUAUUUAAAGUGGCUGCUUAUGGGAAUGAUUCUUGUGAGUGACAUAAAAAAUCCCUUACCAACGUCAGAACAUAAUCAAGAGAAAAGCUUAUAAGAAUUAUUAAAAUUAUCCCCAAAGGGAAAUGCUUUGGUUUUUUGUAACAUUCUCUCCACUAAUUCUGUAAGGAAUCGUACUGAAAUUAUUUUGGUGAGAUUUGUAUGUUGAUCAUAUUAUCUGGUUCCCUAUUUAGGGGUCAGGGUUUUGGACUUUUUGUUUUGUUAUCUUACAAAGUGUUGUUAGGUUACAUGCUACCCUAAAAAAUUAUGGAAAGUAGGCAUUCAAAAGUAAAACUUUUACUAAUGUUUAUAUGAGUGAGAGUGUGGGGAGUACUUUCAGUGAGUCUUCAGUCAUGCAUGAACAGAAAGAAAGCAAAACUCAAAAUUGUAAAUGCUCAUUUGAUUCUAGCUUGUGCCAGGCUCACAGUCAGUGCUUUAACUCAAUGUCUGGAUUCAGCACUGCCGGGAGCUGGUAUUCUGGAAAAAUGCUUACAGACUCAACUACUCUGUUUCUCUCCAGCCCCCACGCAGUUUUUGCACAACUAUCCUUGAUCUGCUUUCUCCACUAUCUUCAGUUGAAGCCUGGAAGAGGCUAAUUUGAUUCUCAUUGUCUUGCAGCUUAUCCCACUGUUUGUGGUGGUUGGUGCUGGAUGUGUGGGAGCUGCUGGAUAUGUGAUGAGGCUUGCUCUCAAGAAUCCUGACUGCACGUGAGUAUUAGAAACAGCUGCGUUACUGUGCUUUAAGUACUCCCUAGCAGGGAUCAGUGUUGUCAAAUGGGGUACGCAGAGAACAAAACAAUCCACACCCCUCCGCACUCCCCUACAUUCAAAGGUGUGGUGUCAGUUGUUUCUUAGAAGUAGUUCAAACAGUGGCACAACAUUACUUUGAUGGGGGUGGGGAGGGAUAAGCUGCAGUACAUUUUUCUUGUUUGAAUUCGACAGUUUAAUGUCAACAUACCUUAGAAAGGCCCUUUAUGGCAAAGUAUCUUUACCAAUAAAUUUUGUGACUGAAUGUAGCCAUUUACAAGCCUGGUUAAAGAGAUGAUCUGAGGAGUACCAAGAAACAAAUCCAGCUAGUAAUCUGAACAGGAGUUGAACUUGGGGCCUCCAGAUUGCCAUAAUAAAAUAAUCCCUAUUUUCAAAUUAUUGUUUUCCUUUUCUGAAACAGGUGGGAUAGAAAGAACAAUCCCUACCCAUGGCAGAAAAUCAAGCACAAUGAAUGCAAAAAGGUAGGUAGCGAUGGUAAAGUAUUCAAUUCUGUACUCUGUAAAUCAGAAACUGCAAGAAUCUCACAGACACCUGGGACCUCAAUGCAGUGCUGCUACCUUUUUCUAAAAUCGAUGGAGAAAUGGAAAAAAUUGCUGGAGAUUUGACAUUUUCUUGCAUUGUCAAUGUUUCAUGUUUCUUAACAGGCUGAGAGUUUGAAUAGCCAGCAAAUCCCCAGUCCCUGGAGAGGCCUGUAUUGUGGCUUUAUUCUUGAUAUCUUUUGCUGGAAUAAUCACGAGUUGUAAAAGAUACAAGAUUGCAGUGUUAUUUAAGUAAAACUUGAACAAAUAGCAGGAUUUAAUGUGAAGAUAGGUGUCUUGCAUUUGAAAAUUCUGAGUUUGAGAGAGAACUGUAUUUCUAUCAUUGUUAGGUGCAUUCAUUAGCCUUUGCUCUUUGCCUUUUGUAAUGUGAUGCUUUAUCUCUCUGUGACUCAGGUGCAUGUCAUGUCGCAGCUGACACUUUGUUUUGAUUUAUUUACAGUUCUACAGCAUUGUUGAUUUUAAGACACUGGAGGACCCAAGACCAAAUGUGAAGCUGGAUUAA
Messenger RNA from Porites evermanni, 7107 nucleotides. Lineage: Eukaryota; Metazoa; Cnidaria; Anthozoa; Scleractinia; Poritidae. The record is from the annotation of a GenBank genome assembly.